Messenger RNA from Saccostrea echinata, 5560 nucleotides. Its product is annotated as ceramide kinase-like. Gene Ontology annotation, molecular function: kinase activity. NCBI's taxonomy places the organism in Eukaryota, Metazoa, Mollusca, Bivalvia, Ostreida, Ostreidae. Bases 7 to 1419 code for a protein of 470 amino acids. The transcript has 12 exons. The record is from RefSeq and is a predicted model, not a curated record.
GGAGCCAUGGUACUGAAAGUUGACGUAAAGUCGAUUGUUUUAGAGGCAGAUGAACUAAAAAUUAGGAAAGAUAAAGGCAAGCCUGUAAACAUUAAGAUCUGUGAUUUGAUUGGCUGUCAGAGCUGUGAUGAACAAUCCAAUUCCCUGUCCAGUCUCUUUGUAACACCCCCUAACAUUGUCAUCAGGUACAUCGCUAAAGGUCAGAAUUACAAAUGGACAGCAGAGACUGUGGAGGUCAUGGGGUCAAAGGAAGAGUGUGAGGCACUGAAGAAUGAGAUCAACAAAAAACUGGGUCAAGAAAAGGAAAGGCCCAAGAAAUUGGCAGUCUUUAUCAACCCAAUUGGAGGGAGCCAGAAUUCUGUGAGUGUUUACAGCAAGGUUAUCACCCCUUUAUUUAAAGCUGCAAACAUCAGCUGUGAUGUCAUGGUUUCUGAGAGACCAAAGCAUAUGAUUGAUCUGGUGAGUGGUUUUGACACAGCUAGUGUAGAUGGAUUGGUUGUUGUGGGUGGUGAUGGAACACUACUUGAGAUUUUAAAUUGUCUCCUGACUAGAGUCCAAAAAGAGGCUGGGUUGGAUUAUGACCAGCCAACCUGUAAACUGAAACCACUGGAGGUGCCAAUAGGAAUCAUCCCAACAGGAACUGGUAAUGGUGCUGCUUCAGGCCUGUAUGGUAAUAAAGAUGUUGUCACUGCUGUUCUACACAUCAUCAAAGGUCAAACUAAUUAUAAUAAUGCCCAGGCAAUUUAUAGUGGUGGCAAGCUAGUAUCUUUCAGUGGUGGAGUUUGUGUAGCAUAUGGGUUGUUCUCUGACAUUAUUUACCAUACAGACAGGAAUAGGUGGCUGAAAAGGGCAAGAUAUGUUGUUGUUCCUAUAAAUGUGCUACUCUUCAAAAGACAAAGGCAAUUUACUGCAAAAGUUACUCUUUUCCCAAUGGAGCAGAAUACAGACUCCAAAGAUGGAGAUACAGAAGCCGCAGGCAGGGAAGAAGCAGCAGCAACAGAAGGAAUAGAAGCAGAAUUUUCAAGUAAUUUAAUUGGAGUGGCAUCUUUUGGGAUUGAUUUUCUCAGUGCUGCAACUGAUUCAAAGCUGGACUUUGUUAAAGCAGCACAGAGCGGCAGACAAAAAGAUGGUUUCUGUCUGUUUAUCAACAAACACACAAGCCGGACCAAAUUCUUAACUCAUUUCUUCCAGUUAAUGACCUUGUCCAGGUCUGCAUUUGAGAAGGACUUUUUGAGUACUCACUCAGUUCAUGGUUAUAAAGUGAAAGUUCUGAGUCAUGACGAGUCCCCACAGGCAAACUCGGAGGAAGCAGAAAUCAACAAGAUGCUUGAUGUAGAUGGAGAACUGAUAGAAAUUGUUGAUGAAGAAUAUGAAGUUUGGAACCACAUGAGCAUAAUAAAAUUCUAUACAUGUUGGUGAGAAUGGAAAAGAAGGACUUUUAAAGUUUUGUCAUCAAAUGGAGCUGCAGAUCAUCCUCAAAACAGGAGUCAAAUUGUUACUAUAUACAGAGAAAUUUUUGUCCUGUUUUAUUUUCACCCCUUAGCCCUACUCACAGGUGGGUGAAUUUAAAAUGGGUGAAUUCAAAAAACACAGUAUAAUUUCUUAAACAGAAUUGCAACUGGGCGAAUUUAAAAUGGGCAAAAUUGUUUUCGUGAAAGGGUGAAAAUAACAUGGGGCGAAAAUAACCCUUUAUACUGUUAUAGUAUUACUUCAUGUCAUUGUGUGCAAUGUUUCAUAACCAUUUUCAGAAAACUAUUUUAGUCAUUAAUAGAUAAACCAAUAUCAGUCCAUAUACUUAUGCAUGUAUUUUUCUGUGAAGGUAAACACUUCAACCUUAUAUAUGGUGUCAUUUGUAGAUGUUAUUUGUUGUACAUGUAUCUUUAAGCUCACCUUGAUGAAGUCUAUGGAGCUUACCGCUAUAAUUUGGCUUUUUGUGUCAACAUCCCAGGUUCAAGUUUCUGGAACAGAUGUAUUUCAAAGUAACUCUCUGCCCUUUAUUGAUUAGAGCUGCAUGAAUGAGGCAUUAUGUUUUUUAUUACAUGUGCUGUUCUGGUUUCAGAUGCUGCAUGUAUAGCUAGGGAUUUCCAGAAGAAUGACCAAGUUAUCUUUUUGGCGCAGGUUACAAUUUUUGGAGCAGGUCUCAUUCCCAAAUAACUAUAUACCCUAAGGUGAUUAAUCUUGCAUAGAUGAAGUUUUUGGAGCAGGUCCAUUCAGUUUUAAGUAACUCUUAGACUUAUAUGGACAAAACUUGCAUGGAUGACGUAUCUAGAGAUGCACACAACCAGAGAUGGACCUUAGUUUUAAUCACCUGAAUCACUCAGGGACAAAGUGCAUAUGGAGGAUUAACAAGGGUGCUUCUUUCACAGUUGAGAAAUUUGUGACCCUAAGGUCAGGGGUUUUGGGUGGGUGGAUGUUCUUUUAAUUAAACAGUGAAAAUGCAUUAUUUCUUUGAAAAUCUUCUUCUGUGCUCCUGGGUAUUUAGCAAAUAAACUUAAAGCAUGGUUAUGAUCAGCAAGGGUGCUUCUUCCACAUUUGUGAAAAUGUGGCACUAAGGUUGAGGGUUUUGGCUGGAUGGAUGUUAAUUAUAUAGUGAAAAUGCAUUACUUCUUUUGAAAAUCUUCUUUUCUCCUGGGUAUUAAACAAACAAACUAAUUGCAAAGUUAUGAUGAGCAAGGGUGCCUCUUCAAAAAUUGUGAAUUCCAUGGCCAUUGGGCCAGGGGUUCUGGUGAUAGGGCAAGGCUUUAUUAAUUAUGUAGUGAAAAUGCAUUAUGUCUUUGAAAGUCUUCUCCACUCCUUUAUAUUUAGCAGAUAAACUAAGUGUGUGAUUAUGAUUAGCAAGGGUGCCUCUUCUAAAAUUGUGCAUUUCUCGGUCCCUGAUCAGGGGCUCUAUUGAUUAUAUGGUGAAAAUGCAUUUAUUCUUUGAAAAUCUUUUCUGCUUCUGGUUAUUUAGCAGAUAAACUGACUGCAUGAUUAUGAUGAGCAAGGGUGCCUGAUCCAGAAUUGUUAAAUUUGUGUACCUUUGGUCAGGGAUUCUGGUGUUAAUGAUGGACUCACUUAAUUAUAUGUAGUGAAAGUGCAUAAAAUCUUCUCUGCUUAUGGACAUCAAAGAGGAAAAAAAAACAGUACAAAGUCAUAAUGAGCAAGGGUAAUAAGCAGAUUUAUGGCAUUCUGGACCACUUGGUCAUGUGUUCUGGUGGUGGGUAGGGCUCUGUUGAUCUUAAGAAAUUUCUAUUCUCUUUAGAGAAGUUAUUGCCCUUUCUUUUCAUUUAUGAUGAUUGAUAACUGUACUAGAUGAUAAAUAAUGUAAUUGUAAGAUCAGUUUAAUAAAAGAAUUAUACAAGAAUUUUUAUUGUAUCAUACAAAAAGUACUUCAUAGCUUUUAAUGGUCAUAUAGACUUAUAAAUAAUAUCUAAUAGAAAAUGGCUAAAAAAUUCCUUAUCUUUAUACACUAAAUGUUUUUCAAAGACCAAGAGAGAUCAAUGUGAGAGAAAGUGAGAGGGGUUUACUACAAAUGUUUUGUUUGGUCUGCAUGGUGAUGGUGACAAGUGGGGGCAGGUACAUGUACAGGCAAAUAAAAAGGUCUACUUUAUGAUAUGUUACUGAGUACUAGAAUUAAAAUUGUGUUGGGCCCCUGAUCAUCCUAUUUCUGUUGUUUUGGGGCAACAUAUCUUCAUCUAUCAGUUUAUUUUGCUUUAUUGUAUGGAUCCUGAUUAGGGCCUCGCAAGGAUUUGCGGGUGCCCUAUAGUAAUCACUCUGUCUGUCUGUCUGUCUGUCAUUCUUCUGUCCACAAAUUUUCUGUUUUUUUUUCUAAUAACUUUUUUUAGGGUUGACCAAUUAAGUUCAAAUUUGGUAUGUUGGUUGAAUAGGCAGUAAGACAUAUUUUGAUGCUAAGUUUGGUUCUCUAUGUCAUCCGGUUUGGAGCUGGGGUGGUGGGGUAGAUUCCUUAACUUUAUAUAAGAGUGAAUAGGCAAAGAGAGAUAACUGCUGAGAAUGUUCCUAUUGUAAUCUAUGAGAGGUUGCAGUGAGUCUCUUGGGAUUAAUUAACUUUCCUCUUGAAGAAAAUCCAAAGCAUUUAUCUUUAUCUGCCACAUUGAGAUUAAUUAACACCUCUGUCUGCAAAUGAAGUUUGUUUUGAAGUUAAGGUCAAUUCUGAAUGAUGUUUACAUUCUCUGAAAUGUGGAUUUAAAUAAUGUUCAUACUUUAUUUUGGUAAAAUACACAAUGAGUUAUGAUUUUAUUGAAUUCUAAAAACAAGAUAUAGAUAAAGAUAUCGUUUUUAUUAUUAUUUUCUUUUUUUUCUUUUUUUCUGCCAUAUGUAAAUUCAAGAAUACUAAUUAUUUUAACAGGUAUUCAGAUAAUAACCUCAUUCUAUCAUUGCUGAAAAAGUUAGAAGAAAAGGUUGAGAGAGCAGUAUAAUUAAUCCCGUGGGUUUGAUUAUCUUGCUGGUUUGCAGAAUAUUUUAGAGGGUUAUCUUUCUGUCACUUUAAGAUUAAUUAACACCUUUGUCUGCAACUGAUAUUUGUUUUGAAGUUAAGGUCAAGCCUGGGUGAUAUUUGCAUUCACUGAGGGCUGGCAUUUUAGAAAACACAUGCUUCAUUCAUUUUUAAAUAUACAUUUAAUUGAGUUAUUAUAGAUAUGAUGUUUUUUACUGCCUUAUGUAAAUACAAGGAUACUAUUUACAAAUUGUUGGAUAAUUAGCAGUUGCUGUUGCUUAUUCUUUAUAUAUUUUGAAUUUUUUUGGAAUCAAGUAAAAUUCUCAUCCCCUAAUCUGCACCCUUAUAUUUCUAACCCUCGGCGGGGCCCUUGCUGACUGGUCAGAUUUCUAGUUUAAUUACAGUGUUGUAUAAUACUCAGGUGACUGUUAAGGCCCUUGACCUCUUGUUAUACAUGUAAUAUAAAAUACAAAAGUACUUUCAUGAUUUUUAAUGGUGAGGUAGACUUGUAUAUAAUAGAUAAAUAAAAAUUAGAUAAAAAUACUUUUCCUUUGAACAUUAAAUUUUCAUCAAAGACAAAGAGAGGCCAAUGUCAGAGGGAAUAAGAUGGGUUUACUAAUAGUACUGUCAAGUACUAUUGUUUUGUUUGGUCAGAAUGGUGAAAGUGACAAAUGGGGACAAGUGAAUAGAUCCACUUUAAGAUGCACAUUAGUGGACAUUUGUUUGGUUUGAGACUUUGCCCUACUUAACAUUCAUCAAGGUGAGCUUUUAAUCUUUGAUUAUCUGUGUUUUAAUGGAAAUUAGGCCAAGAUCACCCACACUUAAUUCAAGUUUAUAAAGUGUUACUCAAAUUAUUUGCUAUGAUGGUGCUAAUAAAUGAUUAUACAGUUGAACUUUGGUAUCUUGAACACUGAUAUCUCAAAUACCAUGGAUAUGUUGAAGUGAAAUGGAAGUUCCAACCACUUAUUUUUUUAAGUAUUCAACCCUUGAUAUCUUGAAUGCUUGGAUAUCUCAAAGUUUUUUCUCGGUUCCAUCGAGUUCAAGAUAACGAGGCUUGACUGUACAUAAAUUCAUAUUUAUAUAAAUUUUAUUUGGAGAUCUUUGUAUAAAAUAAAAAUAGUUGAUCUU